Messenger RNA from Helobdella robusta, 951 nucleotides. RefSeq lists its product as hypothetical. NCBI's taxonomy places the organism in Eukaryota, Metazoa, Annelida, Clitellata, Rhynchobdellida, Glossiphoniidae. Gene Ontology annotation, cellular component: nucleoplasm; chromatin. Gene Ontology annotation, biological process: positive regulation of DNA-templated transcription. Bases 1 to 951 code for a protein of 316 amino acids. The record is from RefSeq and is a predicted model, not a curated record. The transcript has a single exon. Gene Ontology annotation, molecular function: ubiquitin-protein transferase activity; zinc ion binding.
AUGGAACAAUCAGCAGCAACAGACAACAACGAAGUUCAUGAAACUCAAACUCAACAGGAAGCAACAGAAGAGACUGUAGCAGCACUACCUAAGAAAAACUGUUCGAAAAAUUGCAAUUCUUGUCUGGCAAACGAGUCAGUUAACUACUGCCCCCAGUGUGAGCAAUAUUUUUGUAAGCUAUGUUCGAAGUAUCAUCUCAAUAUGAGAUCGUCGAAAGGUCACAAGUUAAUGGGUAUGAAAACGCCUGAAUUUUUACACAAGACCUUUGAAUUUAGUCUUUGCAAGGUUCACAAAGAAACGUCGGUUAACAUAUACUGUGUAACUUGUAAGGACUACUCGUGCCCUCAUUGCUUGCUAGACCUUCACAAUAAUCAUAUCCUUGAUAGUAUUUCCAAACAGUUUGAAAAUUUUUAUUCAAAAUUUUCAGAAAAGAUAACUGCUACGACUGGAAGAGUGAAGAUCUUGCAUGAGGUGCUGGCGAAAAAUGAGGCCCAUUUUAAUGACUUGAAAGCUAAUGUGGAGAAAGAAAUCAAAGCGAUAAUCGAAAAAGAAAGUGAAAUAAAAAUUUUACUCAGAAAAUACACAGGUACCUUGAUUGACGAUAUAAAUGAUAAAUUCAACAACUACACAAAAGAGCAUAAUGAUUAUACUACAUACGUUAAAGACUGCAUCACCACUUUAAACAAUUUCAAAGAAAAAUCUGAAACCCAGCUAAACCAUCUAAACACCAGAUCAAUAGUAACUCUCCCAGAGGCAGUAGUCACAGAAGUAAUACCCAUAGACAACUGCAGACCAUUUUUGUGUGAAUUUAACGUUAGUUUCUCUGGGUCUGUAUCAACGGAGGGAACCUUCAAUGGUAAUGUUGCCACAAUGUUCGGUACACUGGCAUGCUCCGUCGAUAAGGAAACUGAAGCUUUGAUAGCUAGCAGACCUGCCAUCUCUUUAGUCUAA